Plenodomus lingam JN3 is the source of this 1746-nucleotide messenger RNA. The record is from RefSeq and is a predicted model, not a curated record. NCBI's taxonomy places the organism in Eukaryota, Fungi, Ascomycota, Dothideomycetes, Pleosporales, Leptosphaeriaceae.
AUGUUGCGUCCUCGCACCCUUCAACCACUGAGCCGGGGAAUAGCGCGACCAUCCACUGCCCUCGCCUCAAAUUCACAUUCAUGUGCCGGUAGACGAACACUGGCAACGCCAACAGAACACACGCGUCUAACACUGGCCUUGCAGGACACAGCCGAACUCGACCAAGUCACCACUCUACCCAAUGGCCUGCGCGUUGCCACCGAAGCCCUGCCUGGCCACUUCUCUGGCAUUGGCGUCUAUGUCGACUCCGGCUCGCGCUAUGAAAACGAUGCGCUGCGAGGCGUGAGCCACAUUGUCGACCGGUUGGCGUUCAAGUCAACGCGCAACACGAGCGGAGAUCAAAUGAUGGAGAAGCUCGAGACGCUUGGUGGGAACAUUCAAUGCGCCUCCUCACGCGAAUCCAUCAUGUACCAGGCUGCCACCUUCAACUCGGCCGUCCGGUCCACAGUCGGCAUAUUGGCUGAGACCAUUCGGGACCCUUUGAUUACAGAAGAAGAGGUACAACAACAACUCGAGACGGCCGACUAUGAGAUUGGGGAGAUCUGGAGCAAGCCAGAGUUGAUCCUCCCCGAGCUGGUGCACAUGGCUGCAUACAAGGACAACACGCUGGGCAACCCACUGCUGUGCCCCAAGGAGCGGCUGCCCUACAUCAACCGCCAUGUGGUAGAAGCAUACCGCAAGGAGUUCUACAAGCCAGAGAGAAUGGUCGUGGCCUUUGCAGGCGUCAAUCACAACGAGGGCGUCCGAUUAGCAGAGGAAUACUUUGGCGAUAUGCAAAAAGGCAUCGGUCCAUCACGGAGCACGGGCAGCCAGAGCAGCACCUCCUCGACCCCGAACCAGCAAGUUUUUACCGCCGACCACCCUACGCCAAUAGGCGCACCCCCACAAGCCUCCAAGCUCCUCUCCAAGAUUCCCUUUUUCAAGAACCUCUCCACAUCCGCCACCUCCAAUGCCUCCGUCAACACCUCACUCGACCUCGACUUCCCUCCCAUCGACACCUCCAUCCCCUCGACCUACACCGGCGGCUUCCUCUCGCUUCCGCCCAUUCCCCCACCACUAAACCCCAUGCUCCCCCGCCUAUCCCACAUCCACCUCGCAUUCGAGGGCGUCCCCGUCGGCUCCCCAGACAUUUUUGCCCUCGCAACCCUCCAAACCCUCCUCGGUGGCGGUGGCUCCUUCAGCGCCGGCGGGCCCGGAAAGGGCAUGUACUCGCGUCUCUACACCAACGUGCUCAACCAACACGGCUGGGUGGAAUCCUGCGUCGCCUUCAACCACGCCUACACCGACUCGGGCCUCUUCGGCAUCGCCGCCUCGUGCGCGCCCUCGCACGUCGCCCAAAUGCUCGAAGUCAUGUGCCGCGAGCUCAAAUCUCUAUCCGACGAGACGGGCUACGCAGUCCUCAAGCCGGUCGAAGUCCAGCGCGCAAAGAACCAGCUCCGCAGCUCCCUGCUCAUGAAUCUCGAAUCCCGCAUGGUCGAGCUCGAGGAUCUCGGCCGCCAAGUCCAGGUCCACGGCCGCAAGUACAGUGUCAAGGAGGUGGCGCGCAAUAUUGAAAACGUGACGAUUAAGGAUCUGAGGCGCGUAGCGAAGAUGGUGUUUGGCGGGGAAGUGCGGAAUGUUGGGGGUGGGAGUGGGGCGCCGACGGUGGUGUUGCAGGAGGGUGAAAUGGAGGGGUUGAGACGCAAAGAGUUUUCUUGGGAUGAUAUUCAGAAUCGGAUUGCGAGGUGGAAGUUGGGGCGACGGUGA